Lodderomyces margitis is the source of this 603-nucleotide messenger RNA. RefSeq lists its product as uncharacterized. The record is from RefSeq and is a predicted model, not a curated record. Gene Ontology annotation, biological process: endosome organization; regulation of protein localization. The transcript has a single exon. Bases 1 to 603 code for a protein of 200 amino acids. Gene Ontology annotation, cellular component: endosome; BLOC-1 complex. NCBI's taxonomy places the organism in Eukaryota, Fungi, Ascomycota, Pichiomycetes, Serinales, Debaryomycetaceae.
AUGAAUCAAGAAGAGACAAAUGCACCUCAACAAUGGGAAGGGCGCAAGACUGCGCUGGAGCAAAGUCCUGAGGAUAUGGAAAUUACCGGUAACAAUGAGCUGUCUUCGGAUGACGAGUACCUACUGAGUGAUCAAGACAAUUCAAGUACACACAUAUCAAAGAACAAUCACCUUGAUGCCCAAUUUCACAAUCCAAGUAGCUUGAGCAAUCACGCAAAGUAUUUUACCAAUUCCAUAGUACUGUCCUUAGAUUCCAGUGAUGUUGACAAGUCCUUGGUUCUUGAAGCGCAGAUUAGUGGAAACUUGAACAACGAAAACCAGAAGUUGGUAGAAAAGACAAACCUUUUGCGGGCAAAAGUUAGUACAGUUCAAGCAUUAUGUGAUUCCUACUUCGGUACAAAAGAUGGUUCAAAGGUAAGUAGAGCAGAGAAGCUACGAAGUGAGAUAAGUAUUAUUGAAAAACGGUUGCUGAAGUUAAAAUAUGGCGGUCGAAGUUCAUUUCCGACAUCCUUGAUAAAGACCCAGAAGAGCGGUGUUAUUGAGGAAUAUCCGGUGGAGUACUUCCAAGCAAGAGACAAAGUGCUAGAGCGAGUGCAAGAAUGA